This is a messenger RNA of Suricata suricatta (meerkat), 621 nucleotides long. It is a transcript of the gene FXYD4, whose product is annotated as FXYD domain containing ion transport regulator 4. The transcript has 8 exons. NCBI's taxonomy places the organism in Eukaryota, Metazoa, Chordata, Mammalia, Carnivora, Herpestidae. The record is from RefSeq and is a predicted model, not a curated record. Gene Ontology annotation, molecular function: sodium channel regulator activity. Gene Ontology annotation, biological process: regulation of sodium ion transmembrane transporter activity; potassium ion transmembrane transport. Gene Ontology annotation, cellular component: membrane. Bases 179 to 445 code for a protein of 88 amino acids.
AGGAGCCACAGCAAUCUCAAGGAAUCUGACUAGUUCCCUCCUGCCCGAUGGCAUUGUUGCCCUGGGUGGAGCUGCUGGGUUUAAAGAGCCGGAACCCCCCUGCACUGAGCACAGCCCCAGCAGCCUUUCCAAACCUGCUUUCUGCACCUGGCUCUCAGCCCUGCCCUCAAGCUGUGUCAUGAAGAGAGUGACCCGGGGCCUUCUCCUCACACUGGCAGGUCUGCCUGCCUUGGAAGCCAAUGACCUGGUCGAUAAAGACAGUCCCUUCUAUUAUGACUGGGAAAGCCUACAGCUGGGUGGGAUGAUUGUUGGAGGGCUCCUGUGCAUCGCUGGAAUCUUGACAGCUCUGAGUGGAAAAUGCAAAUGCAAGUACAAUAAGAAGCACAGCCCCUUACCUGAGAGAGCCACUCCACUCAUCACUCCAGGCUCUGCCAGUACCUGCUGAGCACAGGACCAGCUUUGCGACAUCUCUAUACCAGCUCCCACGCUGUUCCCUCCCCACUUGGAGCCCUUACUCUCCACGAUGGCCUUUUUCUCCAAAGCUGGGCCCUUCAGUUUCCAUCUGAUCAGGACACUGUCCCAAGCUUAUUUCUAAAUUAAACUGUCUGACUCCUCCCUCCA